AUGGCAUCUCUUGGUGUCUACUAUCUGUCAGUAUUUACAUACUCCAUAGAUGCCAAAGAUGGGGGCAAUCCUACCAGCAUCUUCCUCAACGCCGACGACUUGAGCUCGGAAGAGAUGCAAUCCCUUACCAAAGAGAGUGGUCAUGAAUGUGGAUUUGUCCUAUCCGGCACUACCAACAAUGAAUCUCGUUCCGACUUCACGAUGAGAUAUUGGGUGCCAAACUACGAAAUGGAAAUGUGCGGCCACGCAACUGUCGGUGCUGUCUGGAUCAUGGACCAGCUAGGAUUAUUACCCCGGACCGAAAGAAUAUCCAUUUCGACAAAAUCCGGCAUGGUCGAAGCACGGGUCGAUCGUGCAGGAUUAGAACCUCGCGUCUUCGUGUCCCAGCCCACAGGCUCUGUGGAGGACAUAUCUGAUGCGCAUGUUCUUGAAAUCAUGCCUUGCUUGGGAAUCACCCAAGAAGAGCUCGCACCGGGCUAUAAGGUCCAGAACGCUCGCACAUCUCGAACAAAAACGUUGGUCCCUUUGAAAGAUCGAGGAAUCCUCAACAACUUGAAGAUUGAUUCGAACUCUGUCUCUCAAAUAUGCGAAAAGAUCAAUUCCACGGGUCUCUAUCCCUAUGCAGUGAUCGAUGCGGAAAAUCAAAUCGUCGAAGCACGACAAUUCCCCAAAUCCGCUGGUUAUCCAGAGGAUCCGGCAACUGGUAUCGCAGCAGCGGCGCUUUCGUUUGGCCUCCUAGAUGAUGGCAUUUUGUCAAUUGGAACUACCAAGCCUCUUGUCGUGAGACAGGGAUGGGCUAUGGGAAAGCCAUCCGAGAUUCAAGUCCAGUUCGGACUGCACGAGGGCAAUGUCGACGGAUGCUGGAUUUCAGGGAAAGUCAGACGGAUCGCUUAG
This is a messenger RNA of Penicillium daleae, 894 nucleotides long. RefSeq names its product PhzF family phenazine biosynthesis protein. Gene Ontology annotation, molecular function: isomerase activity. Gene Ontology annotation, biological process: biosynthetic process. Bases 1 to 894 code for a protein of 297 amino acids. Lineage: Eukaryota; Fungi; Ascomycota; Eurotiomycetes; Eurotiales; Aspergillaceae. Gene Ontology annotation, cellular component: cytoplasm. The transcript has a single exon. The record is from RefSeq and is a predicted model, not a curated record.